This is a messenger RNA of Pneumocystis jirovecii RU7, 2400 nucleotides long. RefSeq lists its product as uncharacterized. Gene Ontology annotation, molecular function: U3 snoRNA binding; protein binding. NCBI's taxonomy places the organism in Eukaryota, Fungi, Ascomycota, Pneumocystomycetes, Pneumocystales, Pneumocystaceae. The coding region runs from base 1 to 2400 and encodes 799 amino acids. Gene Ontology annotation, cellular component: 90S preribosome; small-subunit processome; nucleolus. The record is from RefSeq and is a predicted model, not a curated record. The transcript has 9 exons. Gene Ontology annotation, biological process: endonucleolytic cleavage in 5'-ETS of tricistronic rRNA transcript (SSU-rRNA, 5.8S rRNA, LSU-rRNA); endonucleolytic cleavage to generate mature 5'-end of SSU-rRNA from (SSU-rRNA, 5.8S rRNA, LSU-rRNA).
AUGACUUUGUCUUCAAAAGCUACGGCUUUAAAAACUAGUUUUAUAAUUGAAAAAUCUAUAGAACCUGUUUAUACCGGAGGAAGUGUUUCUUUAUCAGCAGAUGGAUAUAUUUUUUCUAGUUCAUUAGGAGAGGACGUUAAAAUAAUUAAUAUUGAUACAGGAGAGAAGAUAUGUUUUAUAAAUGGUGACUCAGAAAUAAUUACCUCUUUAGCAUUGGUAUUAGAAGGAACUAGGUUAAUAAUAGCUUCUAGAUCAUUAAUGCUUCGUCAUUAUGAAAUUCCAUCAGGAAAUCUAAUUUAUAGUUUGAAGGCUCAUGAUGCACCUAUUAUAGUUAUGGAAUCUGAUAUAACUUCAACUUUAAUAGCUACAGGUGGAGCAGAGGGUUCGGUUAAAGUUUGGGAUAUAAAAGGUGGAUAUAUUACUCAUCAAUUUAAAGGACAUGGUAGUGUUAUUAGUGCUAUUAGAUUUUCUACGGAAAUUAAAAAAAGAAAGGAUAGAUGGCUAUUAGCAACUGCUGCUGAUGAUUAUAAAAUAAAGGUUUGGGAUUUAGUUACGAAUUGUUGUCUUUCUACUCUUGAUGGACAUAUAAGUGUAAUUCGUGGUUUAGAUUUUUCCGAUGAUGAAAAGAUUCUUGUAAGUGGAUCAAGAGAUAUGGUUUUAAAUUUUUGGGAUCUCGAUACAUUUAAAUUAAAAAAUUCAGUAUCUUUGUUUGAGAGUAUAGAAUCUGUUCAAUUCCUUCAAAAAGGUCUUUUAGUUGACAACAAGCAAUUGAUAGUAACUGGAGGAAGCAAAAAUGUUGUUCGCUUUUGGGAUUAUAUUUCUGGAUUAGAAAUUAGUCAAACAUCUAUUUCUAAAUCAAAAGAUGUUACUAUUUGUGAAAUAAUAUAUAAUAGUAGGAGAAAUAUUUUACUUUCUGUUCUUUCAGAUUACUCUUUAGUAGUUCAUUCUCUUUCUUCUUUAAAGCUUCCUAUAAUUCGAAGGAUAUCAGGGUAUUAUGAUGAGAUAAUUGAUUGUACUUAUAUAGGAAGUGAUGAAUCUCAUAUUGCUAUUGCUUCUAACUCUCAAAAUAUUAGUAUAGUGGAUUGUUUAAACUUGAAUUUUAGUCUUUUGGAGGGGCAUAGAGAUAUUGUUAUUUGUCUUGCUGCUAGUAAAAAUGGACAAUGGCUUGCUUCAGGUUCUAAAGAUAAUGAAGCAAGGUUAUGGAAGUUUGAUAUAGAGUCUAAUCAUUUUUUAAAUAUUGCUACAUUUACUGGUCAUACUGAUUCUAUCGGAUCUAUAGCUUUAUCAUCUAUAAAAAAAGGUAUAAUUCCAAAUUUCUUAUUAACAGGAUCUCAUGAUCAAACAAUCAAAUUAUGGAAUUUAUUAAAUGUGGAAGAAUGUUGUGUUAAGUCUUUAUACACAAGAAAAGCACAUGAGAAAGAUAUUAAUGCAUUAGAUAUAUCUUAUGACGAUAAAAUAUUUAUUUCUGCAUCUCAAGAUAAGACAUGUAAAGUUUGGGAUCUUUAUAGUGGAAAGAUGUUGGGUGUUCUAAAAGGGCACAAAAGAGGUGUCUGGAGUGUAAAGAUUUCAGAUUAUGAAAAAAUAGCAAUUACUGGAUCUUCAGAUAAAUUAAUAAAAUUGUGGAACUUAUAUGAUUAUUCAUGUUUAAAGACCUUCGAAGGGCAUACAAAUUCUAUUUUAAAAGUGCUUUUUGUUUCUUCUGGACAACAAAUAAUAAGUUCAGGUAGUGAUGGUUUAGUAAAACUUUGGACUAUUAAAACUAGUGAAUGCGUAACUACUUUAGAUAAUCAUACAGAUAGAGUUUGGUCAUUAUGUGUCUCUUCGUCUGAAAAUAUAGUAAUAUCAGGGGGUGCUGAUUCUGUUAUAAAUUUUUGGAAGGAUGUUACUCAAGAAGAAAAAAAACGAAUUGAAGCUGAAAAAUCUUUUUUUGUAGAAAAUGAACAGCAACUAUCUAAUUAUAUUCAAUGUCAAGACUGGAAAAAUGCAAUUAUUUUGGCUAUGUCAUUAAAUCAUCCAUAUAAACUUUUUAUGCUUUUUAAAGAAAUAUUAAAUAAAAAUCUACCUGGUUUUACUGAUAAAUCAGUUAUGGGGUUUAGUGUUGUAGAUGAAAUUCUUGAAUCAUUGAGUUUAGAGCAGCUUUCUGGUAUUAUUAGUCGUUUAAGAGAUUGGAAUACGAAUUUUCGUACAUCUUAUAUAGCUCAAAGGAUAUUAUAUAUUCUCCUGCGAACAUACGAUGCUUCUUAUUUCUUACAAAUUUCUAAUAUUAAAAAAGUUUUAGAUGUUAUGAUACCUUAUUCUGAACGUCAUUAUAAAAGGAUUUCUGGGCUAAUUGAGACAUCAUUUCUGAUUGAUUAUACAUUAAGAGAAAUGGAAGAUUUCUCUGACUUUUCUAAACCAUAA